AUGGAGUUGUCUGUCACGUUGAUUUUAGCGGGCCUUAUCAUUGCUUUGCUGUGGCUGUUUAGCGUGAAGAGCCGUAAACACAUGUGUUUACCUCCAGGACCGACUGGUCUGCCUAUCCUAGGAAACAUGCUACAGCUGGACAAAAGAGCUCCAUUCAAAACUAUGCUAAAGCUCAGUGAAAGCCAUGGUCCUGUGAUUACUAUAUACCUGGGCCUUCAACGCACUGUGGUCCUGGUGGGGUAUGAUGCUGUGAAAGAGGCACUGGUGGACCAAGCAGAUGACUUCACUGGCAGAUCACCUGUUCCUUUUUUGAUGAGAGUUACCAAGGGCUAUGGUUUGGGGAUCAGUAAUGGAGAGCGCUGGCGGCAGUUGCGAAGGUUCACCCUGACAACACUGAGAGACUUUGGGAUGGGACGUAAGGGGAUGGAGAAGUGGAUCCAGGAAGAGGGCAAACAUCUGGUGGACCGCAUAAAUAGUACCAAAGCCACACCUUUCGAUCCCACCUACUUCAUGAGCUGCGCCGUGUCCAAUGUGAUCUGCUGCUUGGUGUUUGGUCAACGCUUCAGCUAUGACGACAACAACUUCCUGUCUCUUCUGCAGAUAAUCUCAGAAACCCUGAAAUUUGGCAGUAGUCCCUGGGGUCAGCUUUAUAAUAUCUUCCCUUGGUUGAUGGAAUGGCUGCCAGGUCAACAGCACAAAGUGUUUGCCAACAUUGAAAAACUGAAAGAGUUUAUUAUGAAAAAGAUCCAGGAACACCAGGACACGCUGGACCCCAGCUCACACAGGGAUUACAUCGACUGCUUCCUCACUAGACUCAGUCAGGAAAAGCACAUGCCCACAACUGAGUUCCACUAUGACAACUUGGUGGCAACUGUGUUGAAUCUGUACCUGGCAGGAACUGAAACCACCAGCUCAACUCUAAGAUUUGCACUAAAUGUUCUAAUCAAAUACCCCAAAAUACAGGAGAAAAUGCAGCAGGAGAUUGUCGAUGUGAUUGGAAAGGAGCGUUGUCCACGUAUGGAGGACAGGAAGUCCCUCCCCUUUACAGAUGCAGCCCUCCAUGAAAUUCAGCGUUUUAUGGAUAUUGUCCCCAUGAGCAUCCCUCACUACGCACUGCAGGACAUCUCUUUCAGAGGUUACACAAUUCCCAAGUCUACGAUGAUCAUUCCCUUGUUGCACUCUGUGCUGAAAGGGGAAAAACAGUGGGCGACUCCUUGGUCCUUCAACCCACAGCACUUCCUGGACACAAAUGGCAACUUUAAGAAAAAUCCUGCAUUCCUGCCAUUCUCUGCAGGAAAGAGAGCUUGUGUCGGAGAGUCCCUCGCUCGCAUGGAGAUUUUCCUCUUCCUGGUGUCACUCCUGCAGCGUUUCACCUUUUCUUGCUCUGGAGGGCCUGACUCUGUAGAUCUCAGCCCCGAGACCAGCAGCUUUGCCCAUGUGCCUCGCAAGUACAAGAUCAUUGCGACUCCCCUUUUUUAAUGAUAUUUUACAGCAUAUUCCUGUGUUUUCUUCUGGCACUUACACAAUGUAGAAAACCCAGUGCUUUGUGGAACAAGUUACAGAUGUAAUCUAAACAUACUUGCUCAUUGCUUUAAAUAUUGUUACUUGUAUACAUGUGUCUGCUUCUUGAGUGCCUCAAGUGCCUUAUAUGUGAAAUAGAAAAAUGUGAACAUCUUCUCAGUAAAUAAUCUCAUGCUUUAGAUUGAAGCUUUUACUGAAUGUUUAAAAAAAAUUCUUUAUUCGAUCUUCUAUAUUAACUAAAAUCUAAAUUGAUCUCCCUGAGCAAUUGAAGUCCCUCAGUGGUAUAAUUCAUAUAAACCACAAUACAUAAAAUGCCUAAAUACAAGACGUUUGUCUUGCGGUAGUAAAGGCACACUUUAAGCAGGACAAAGCCACAGUAUCAUACUGUACUUAUGUGCAUCUCGCUUCUUUAAAAGGGUUAUGUUCAGAGACGCACACAACUCACUGCAGUAAAGUCCACUUUGCACUCUGUUCUCCCAAUGAGUCUCUUGCUAAGUUAUUAGUUACUGACUGGGCAGCUGCGCCUUAGAGCACAUGGGGCUGCCCAUUUCGCCACAAGGGGGCACUUGUACAACAGUUAACAGCCUUUCCAACUAUUAUCAUUGCUUUCUCCUGAAACUUCUCCAGAUCUUCCAAACAAGUGUCUUUUUGUAUUGGCUUGAGUUGUUUUGGAUGAUUUGUUAAGUGUUUUUUGCUUUCCUCACGUGUGUGUGUGUGUGUGUGUGUGUGUGUGUGUGUGGGUGUGUUUUUGUUGUUUUGAAGAUAAAUGUAUAAAAAUAAAGUCCACAUGAUAAAAACUGUUGGGUUGCAUUUAUUAAUUCUAUAUUUUAAUGAUGACAUGUAUAAAAAAAUAAACAUUAGGAAAUUGUGAUUUAUUGACCAUCUUGUUAAAUGGGUUAACCCUAAACAUGUUGUACAUACUUUGUUGCCUAAACAAUUAGGUACACAAAAGAAGGAAAACGGCACUUUUAUCCAAGUAAUGAUGGCACACGGGUGACUUUCAUUUAAUAUUUUAUAAAGAUGUGAAAAUGCAGUACCCAUG
Messenger RNA from Cottoperca gobio, 2563 nucleotides. Its product is annotated as cytochrome P450 2F3-like. Lineage: Eukaryota; Metazoa; Chordata; Actinopteri; Perciformes; Bovichtidae. The transcript is spliced from 9 exons. The coding region runs from base 1 to 1479 and encodes 492 amino acids. Gene Ontology annotation, molecular function: iron ion binding; oxidoreductase activity, acting on paired donors, with incorporation or reduction of molecular oxygen, reduced flavin or flavoprotein as one donor, and incorporation of one atom of oxygen; heme binding. The record is from RefSeq and is a predicted model, not a curated record. Gene Ontology annotation, biological process: xenobiotic metabolic process. Gene Ontology annotation, cellular component: cytoplasm; intracellular membrane-bounded organelle.